Molecule: messenger RNA, 166 nt
Organism: Ambispora gerdemannii
Lineage: Eukaryota; Fungi; Glomeromycota; Glomeromycetes; Archaeosporales; Ambisporaceae
Source: the annotation of a GenBank genome assembly
AAUACGAACAGCGUGCACGAGAUCGUGCUCAUCGUGAACAGCUAGAAGAGGAGGAAGAGCAAAGACGUAAAGGUCUAAAACCUAAACCAGCUGACGAUGUUUUGGAUGAAGAGAAAGAAGAAAAGCCACAAGAAGAUGAAUUCGAGGCGCGCGUGUCGAAUAAAAC